Symbiodinium necroappetens is the source of this 1632-nucleotide messenger RNA. The record is from the annotation of a GenBank genome assembly. Lineage: Eukaryota; Dinophyceae; Suessiales; Symbiodiniaceae.
AUGGAGAAAAGGCACGUCUUUGUCGGCCGUCCUCCUCAGCAGUGUCACUUCAGCGCUGAGCUCACCUGGACGAACGUGGGAGCCUUGCCUCCGUCGGCUGCACAGAGCAACUUCGGAAAUUCGCGGCUGCAAGCCUGGCUUGGCACAAGGGAGGAAAAACGAGAGGCCUUUCGCUGGGGCAGUUGGGUCGACGUGGACUCAGUGAUGCAGAAGGCGCUUGUGCAGGCCGCUGACCAUGGCGACCCCAAGGUCGCCUUCAGCAAUGACAACGUGCCCUACAUCGCUGACUUGGCACGCAUGGUCCUGCUGAACGAGAAGACCGGGCGCAAGAGGAUCUUGCGCUUUGAUCCUGGCGACCAGGCCAACCAGGCCCCGAAGCUGCCCACCCUGGGCCAGACAGGGACAACAUCCUGGCUUUCGGGUUCCAGAUGCCAAGUCUUCGUGGAAGGAAGCGGGUGGAAAGCGAUGUCCAUCGACAACGGUGCCACUCAGACGUCUCUUCAAGGACAGAGGAUCUUUGAUGUGGAGGCGCAUGGAUGCCGCUACCGGCUGAAUCUGGAGGCCUUCGAGUGCACGAACCUGACGUUGGGACGAACAUCCUCUAUGCGCCCAUUGCAGGAUGCCUUCACUUCUCCGCCUGCUGUGCAGCUCUCGAGCUACUUCUCCAUGCUGGCAGGCUCCGAGAAGGCCGAGCUCCUCGCAGAGGAGGCUGCAACUUCCCAGUGGCUGGCUGUGGCGUUGACGACGACCACGGAGACAGAAGAGGGUCGGGACCUGAUCUUGGCCGGGGCCGGUCAGCUCUUCUCCAGCCUAGCGGUUGCCAGGCCGGGCCUCGUCACACGGGAAGAGUGGAUGCACUUCUGGCUGAUGCGGGAAAGUGCUCCCAGCCACUACGCGCUGGCCAUCCUUCAGGGCCGGCUUGCCAAGCUAGCCAGGAGGUGUCCGGAGGCACAGGUGGUGGGCACCGUGCUGAACCUAUUCCGGGAAGCUGAUUCUGACACCGACGGGGAGAUUUCCCAGGCGAAGAUGUCUCAGUGUUGUUCGAAGUUCAGCCAGAAGAGCUGGGAGGCCCUGGGCUUGCCGGGAGCCGCGGCCUGGUUGAGAUCGGCACCAAAGCGACCCGAGGCGGCUACGUUGAACUACUUCGAGUUCGUCAGCGAGCUGGUCGGACGUCAGCGGCAUGACGUGUGGCUGUACCAGUACAGCAUCCCAGCAGGGCUGGCUGCCGAAGUCGAACCGGCGCAGGCCGCGCUGCUCAAGUCUCUAGGUGGCUUUUGGCACACGUCCAUCGUCGUCUUCGGCCGGGAGUACUGGUAUGGGAGGCAGUGCUUCGAAAGCAAGCUUCAACUUAGCCACUUCGGAGAGCCGACAAAGAGAACCUACCUCGGAGCAGGGGCCUUGUACUCUUGGGCUUUCUUUGUGGAGUCCCACACGAUCCUGCCUUGUGCGGUGGUGUUGGGGCUUCGUGCCACUGGGCAACCUGUGGUGGAGUAUCGACACGUGUCCGGUUUUGGCUUGCAGUGCUGCAGAAGGACAACAUGUCUUUUGCUUGCUCAACUAAAAUCUUCUGCAAGCCUCACCAUGCUUUCAGUAGCUGUUGCCGCCCGGUGGCGGCGGCCAAGUCUCAGCUGA